This is a messenger RNA of Symbiodinium sp. CCMP2456, 339 nucleotides long. The record is from the annotation of a GenBank genome assembly. Lineage: Eukaryota; Dinophyceae; Suessiales; Symbiodiniaceae.
AUGGCAGAGGUCUCCUUUGAAGCUGCACGAGCCGCAAGUGUUGGCGGGUGCGAACUCGAACUCCCAGAGGCCUUUGCAAGGCUCAAGGCGGCGCAGAUCGAAGACCUCGCAAACGCCGUCGGCGGCCAGCGCUCGGAGGCAUGCCUGCAGUACCAGAUCGACUCGGGGGUGGCUGCAUCCAUGGCUUCGGUUAUUACGUGCUCGGUGAUGAUCGCACGGCAAGAGCCCAGGGCGGCGGCGCACCUUUGGCAGGUGGAUUGGCAGGUGCUUGCAAAGGAGCUGCAGCCUUCGGAGGAGGUUGGCGGAAGGGUUGCCGCAGAGCCAGAGUGUGGGUGCUGA